This is a messenger RNA of Perkinsus marinus ATCC 50983, 1692 nucleotides long. RefSeq lists its product as hypothetical. The transcript has 5 exons. Gene Ontology annotation, cellular component: nucleolus. Gene Ontology annotation, biological process: DNA replication initiation. NCBI's taxonomy places the organism in Eukaryota, Perkinsozoa, Perkinsida, Perkinsidae. The record is from RefSeq and is a predicted model, not a curated record. Gene Ontology annotation, molecular function: chromatin binding. The coding region runs from base 1 to 1692 and encodes 563 amino acids.
AUGACUGUCACUAAAGACGACGCCCAUCGUCUCUGGCCCGUCCUAGAGCGUCUCAAGAAGCCCUCAUCCUUCACCCCCGACACCGUCCCUACAAUGGAGCGAUGGUUAGCAGCUGCUGCUGACAAGAUAUGCUCCAACCCCAACGAGAACAUAGACUGGAUGCAGGUCGUUUGGGCAAUUUGUGAUAACUCCGCCAAAGUCGACAAACGCCUUAGUCGACGCGCCGUCCUCACGGGUGUCGCUGUUAUGAAAGAUAUCAUCCCCGCCUAUAAAAGCACCGGCGUAGGUGUUCAGAAAACCAACAAGAAGUUGAGCAAGCAAGCCGAGGAAAUCCUUACCUACGACACUAAACUCGUCGACGCUUACCAGAACCUGCUCACCCGCCUCAAAACGAUGAAGGAGAUCCGCGGUAUGUGCGCCCUGCUCACCUGCGCUUCCCUCUGGACCUUCAACGACUUCGACCGACUUCUAGCAAUGGUAGUCUCCAGUGCGGGCAGUGGUGACACGACGGCUAUUAACACCAUUGAAGGGGUCCUUAAGGACGAUGCGGCGGUCGAGGUCGCCACCAAGAAAAUAGUCAUAAUGAUUGGUAAAGUGAAAAGUCCUCAGCAACUGGUCCAUCUAGCGCCUCUGCUGAAGUUGGCCAGGACCGACACUAGCAAUAACAUUAUCGAGGAAACCCAUAACGUGGCAAUUAAGUUGGCUUCUGGGGAGGAGGACACUGACAUCAACCGGGACUUGGAUGCUGGCUUCGCCGGUCUCAAUAAGGAGCGUGUGAGGAAGGCUGAGGCGGUCGUAUUAGCUGAGGUCUUGGUCGUCUAUCUGCGGGUAUUACGAACGUCCCACCUCUACCCUAAAGAGGUGAUAGUGGAAUGUCUCAAAGGAGUCGGGGAAAAAGCAGAUGCUGCCAAUUUGGAGUUGGUCAUCGAGAUAGCGCAUGAGCUCCGGGACUUCUUCACAGAGCAGCUGAGUAGUGGUAGUGACAGCGGCCCGUUAUUGGCCGCUCACGCCGCACUAGCACUACUCAAGUUAGCAGGCUCUUCGGCAGGCAAGGCUAUUGGAGAGCCGGUCCAAGCAGCCCUCGCCACCUGUCUCGAGUCGUUACCGAAGCUUCUACGGCUACUGCUUAGUCAAGAGGACGCCACGGGUCUCCUCGAGGGUCUCUGCCGAGGCGUUAUGGGCGUGGAUGCCACCCUAGGGGGUAGUAAGAAUGCCGCACCAUGGAUGGCCAAGGCCAUGGGCGAAGCCUUGGUCACCACACCCUUCGGAAGGGACUCUGCACAUACCUUGUUGGAGAUAUUCACUAAGUUCGGCUCGGUCCGAGGGUGCCUCGAUGAGGAAGGCAUGAUCGUUGGACUUGAUUACACUCAUCCAGUUUGCCUCUACUGGACUGCCAUCGCCGCUGGGUUCCAUUAUGAUCCCGAAUGCUCGAAGGUUAUAGUUCCUCAAUUUAAAAGAUUCUCCCGAGAUUUGGACCGCAGUAGCGGCAGCCAAGCCAGUGGCACUAUCUCCGUUAAACGCAGAGGAGCGAACACAGGUGAAAAUGAGGAGAAUAACGAUGAAGUGUCGGCUUCCCUUGAGGACUGCUGGUUGUGGUCCGAUGCCAUCCGCAGUAAACGGCAGAGGUUAACCGUUACGACUACCACUUCUAGCACUACCGCUCUCAAGAACGCUGCUUUGCGAUUUCAGUAA